GCAGUGAAUCACUACAAAAAAAUCAGCAUAAAAUUUGCAGUAAAAUCGCAAUCAUCCCUUUCUUCAGAUCCAAUCUCACCAUCGAUUAAGGAUGAUGAGCAGAAGAGCUGCUGUUUCUGCAAUCGAUCUCAUUCAUGGAAGAGGAUUUCUCAAUGGAUGCUCGCAGAAAUCGGGUAUUCUCUCUCCUGUAUUCUCUCUCUUCUCUUCCAAGGCUUUUCAACCUAAGCAGCCCAGAAUCGAUUUCAAUUGUGUUAAAAAGCUUGACGAUGCUAUUGAAUUGUUUCGAAAAAUGAAGAGUAUGCGGCGGGAGCCUUCUGUUCGAAUGUACAACAAUCUUUUGAGUGUUACUGCAAAGAUUGAGCAGUAUUCUUUUGCCCUUUAUAUGUUUGGUGAAAUGCUUAGGAUGGGUGUCCAGGUUAAUGAUUACACAAUGAAUAUUUCUGUUAACUGUUGUUGUCUCUUGAAAGAUAUAUACUCUGGUUUUUCUAUAACGGGAUUCUUUUUCAAGAUUGGUUACGAACCAGAUGCCGCGACUAUCGCCGCUCUCAUUAAUGGGUUUUUCUUAGUUGAUGGAUUGUGCAAAGCUGGACUGGUCAUUGCAGCCCAUGAUUGGCUUCAUAGAUUAGAAAGUAGUGGGUGGAGUCCCAACGUUAAGGCUUAUAAUGCACUAAUUGAUGGAUUCUGUAAGGAAGGAAGGAUGAAAGAGGCUGGGAAUUUAUUGGAAAGUAUGGCGCAACAAAAAGUUUCGCCCGAUGUCGUCACUUUCAGCACAUUGAUUGAUGCUUAUUGUAAAGAAGGAAAGAUGGAAGCGGCUGAGAGAAUGUUGGAAAUUAUGACGCAAGAAAAUGUUUAUCCUAAUGUCGUCACUUUCAGCACAUUGAUUCAUGCAUAUUGUAAAGAAGGAAAGAUGGAAGCGGCCGAGAAGAUGUUGGAAACUAUGAUGCAACAUAAUAUUUGUCCCGACGUGUAUACUUAUACUAUAUUAUUGGAUGGGCUAUCCAAGCGUGGGAUGGGUGAUGAUGCUCGGCUUUUGCUAUCCGAGAUGGUGGAGAAGGGCGUCUCGCCUAAUGUUGUCACGUGCAACGUAUUGAUAGAUGGAUAUUGCUCGCAGGGCGAGAUGGUUAGAGCCAGAGACCUCUUCAAUUCAAUGGCAAAGACGGGAAUCAAGCACGAUAUAUUCACCUAUAAUAUCUUGAUUAAGGGAUACUGCAAGGUGGGAAACCUUGAUGAAGCAUGGCGUUUCUUUGAUGAAAUCUCACAUGUAGGACUCACGCACUCCACCGUGUCGUACAGCACGAUGAUGCACGGGCUAAUACGCCUAAGUAGUUUUUUAGACGGGUGGAAGCUUUUCGAGUAUAUGGAAGCUCAGAAGCUGCAUCCGGACCUCUACACCUACACCAUCUUGUUAGAUGGCUUCUGUAGGAUCAGUCGGAUUAAUGAGGCGUUUGCAUUUUUGAGGGUUAUGGAGGCUAAAGGGGUGAAUCCUAAUAUUGUAACGUACGGUGUUAUGAUCAACGGCUUGUGCAAGGGCGGCAGACUUGAUGAUGCUAUGAGGCUCUUCAACCAUCUCUGUUCCAAGGGCUUAAAUCCAGAUGUGGUAAUCUACAACAUGAUGCUCAAUUCCCUCUACUGUGAAGGGCGUGAAGGGGAGGCGAAGAGGUUGAUGGAGGAGAUGGAGAAGAGUGGCUGCGCGCCUGAUGGCAUGACCUUCAACAUUAUAGUGUGGAAUCUUCUGAAGAGCAAUAAGAUGUGUGAGGCGAUUCCUUUCUUGGAGGAGAUGUGCAGGAGAGGAUUCAAGGUUUUUUCGGAGACCAUAUCUGUUUUGCUGCAGGAACUAGGAAUAGGAGAAGGAAAAGAUGAGAAAUUGCAAGAGGUUGUUAGGAAAGUUUGUGCUCAAAAUUGACAAGUAAAUGCUAUGUCUUUGCUGAGCUUCAUGGAUGGCCAAUUCUCAAGGUUAGUUACAAACAUACGUUAAUGAAUAUAUCCAUCCUCAGCAGCACUCAUUGUGGAAAAUAUAUUUUAAAUAUUUGACUGA
Molecule: messenger RNA, 2035 nt
Organism: Salvia miltiorrhiza (redroot sage)
Lineage: Eukaryota; Viridiplantae; Streptophyta; Magnoliopsida; Lamiales; Lamiaceae
Product: pentatricopeptide repeat-containing protein At1g62720-like
Exons: 2
Coding region: 92-1903 (603 amino acids)
Molecular function (GO): protein binding
Source: RefSeq, a predicted model, not a curated record